CAGCUGGGGGGCCCCCCGGCCCCGGGGCCCCGGCCAUGCGCUGCUCCAAGUGCCUGCUCUGCCUCCUGGCCCUGCUCACCCUGCUGGCCCUCAAGGUUUACAUCGAGUGGAGCUCGGACCCGCUGCAGCCCCAGAGCCCCAGGAUGAUCCAAACCAGGCCCCAGCAAAGCCCAAACCAGCAGCAGCAGCUCUUCCAAGCCCUGCCAGCCAACUCUACGGCAGGAACUGCCACUUGCAGAGAGGAGCAGCCACAGAAGAUCCCCAAACUAACCUCCCUACCCAGGCUUACCAGCCUUCCUCCUCUCAGCCUGUGGGGACUACCCCCAGUGAAAGUCAGGCUGGUCCCCAACCUGCCGGGGCCCAGACCCCUGCUGCUGGCCGUGAAGAGUUUGCCCAGGCAGGUCGGGAAACGCCAGGCCAUCCGCGAGACGUGGGGCCGGCCCGAGCGCGGGGUGCGCCUGCUCUUCCUGCUGGGCUCCCCCCAGGGAGAGCCGGGCCCCGACCUGGGCCCGCUGGUGCAGUGGGAGAGCCGGCGCUACCGGGACCUCCUGCUCUGGGACUUUGUGGGCCAACGCCCCUCAACCUUGCCCGCAGCCCCUCAGGAUGUGCUGUUCCUGCGCUGGCUGGCCGCCCUGCCCCAGGUGAGCUUCGUGCUGCCUUCCCAGAGCGACAACUUAAAUCCUUGUCGAGGAGCCCUGCACGAACUGCUAAAGGGGAGCUGACCCACUUGGCAGGCCUACUACCUGGGCCACGUCUUGUGGCGACGCCCGUGCAGUCCCCGGGGAGCCCCUACUCGUGCCCAGGUCCUUCUCGCGGGCCCCUACCCAGCCUCACGCCAGCAGCAGCAGCCUCUGUUCUCAGACAUUGGCCCCUGGCUGCUCAGGGCGGCCGAGAGGGUGCUGCCCUUCCCCCCAUCGGCUUGA
This is a messenger RNA of Sarcophilus harrisii (Tasmanian devil), 923 nucleotides long. RefSeq names its product UDP-GlcNAc:betaGal beta-1,3-N-acetylglucosaminyltransferase 8 (gene B3GNT8). Gene Ontology annotation, cellular component: membrane. Gene Ontology annotation, molecular function: protein N-acetylglucosaminyltransferase activity. The record is from RefSeq and is a predicted model, not a curated record. NCBI's taxonomy places the organism in Eukaryota, Metazoa, Chordata, Mammalia, Dasyuromorphia, Dasyuridae.